AUAACAUCAAGUACACCGAUGACAGCUACGGAGAUGUAUCAAAUGAACAAAUACCCCCCAUGGAUCGAUAAUGGAGAGAAAGAGACCACAACCACCUUGAUCUGGGGUUGGUGAGAGUGGGUCUUACGCGCCUCUGACCCGUUGGCCAUCACAGCAAUUUCUGACCGAAGGACCACCGCAGAUGUAGUGGCGCCUUGAUAUAUAAGCCUAGUUGACCCAUCGAUCUGGGCACCCCGAAGUCAUGUAAAUACCUUCGUCAUCUCUCGUUAUCUAUCGUGACAAGUUUUGUUUUCUUGUUGCACACCAAUCUUCCAUUCACGACCAUGCAGUCGUUUCGCCAAUAUAAACAACUCAGACAAGCAGUCCAGAAACAACUGGAAAGAGACACAGAUAAGGCCAAGGCACUUUCGGCAUACACUCAGCAACAUGGACUCGACAAGCAUGAAGAGUCCCAGAUCUUCGGUGGCCAGCCUCUUGAGGAAAUCGAGACACCAAGCCGUGAUGAGGAAUCAUAUGACGAGCAAGAAGCACUUGAUGCGAUAGUCGAAGACGAGCUGGAAGACUCUUACCCUCAGGACGACAACCAGAACGCACUCAACAGGAUCCACACAUCUAGGAGCCAUCACGCCGAUUUGGCACGAACAAAAAGCGAAAACGCCGAUCU
Molecule: messenger RNA, 664 nt
Organism: Aureobasidium subglaciale EXF-2481
Lineage: Eukaryota; Fungi; Ascomycota; Dothideomycetes; Dothideales; Saccotheciaceae
Exons: 2
Source: RefSeq, a predicted model, not a curated record